UCUCGAGUACUCUUCAAAACAAAAGACAUGUCGUGGAUAAUCGAACGAAGCGACGAUGCACCUUCAGCCAUUACUACUCAAGAUAAUACCGUUACCUGUCAGAAAGAAGAUUUCUAUGACGGUCCAAUCAACGUCCUUUGGAAAGAUCCGGCUGAGAAAUCGGGACAAUAUUACUGGCAAAUUGAAUUUUUAAAGUUAGACAAACAAGGAACCGUUGGUGUUGGUCUAACAACACAAGAUCAUUUCAAAGCUGGCUAUGCCAUAAAGUUCAUGGAAUAUAAUGGUAAGUUAAUGAAUCUUUGUUCAGAUCCAAAAGUUUCAACCUCAGAGUGGCUUCAUAUCUCUCUGUUUAUAAAUACAUUUACUUACAUUACUGUUUAAGUUCUCGCUACUUUUAGGUAACUUAACUGAUGGUAGCGCUGGUUUGGUUCUCUCAUUUGGUGACUGUAUUAAACAAGGUGAUAAUAUUGGCAUUUUGCUCAAUCUAACUGACAGUGAAAUGAAAGUGUAUUUGUUUCUCAAUGGCCGACCAUUGGGCAUGGCAUUCCAUGUGCAAGCUCCAUUUCCAAAACCCUUAUUUCCAGUCAUUAGUUUCAAUACAAAUGGUAAAGCUAGAAUUAUUCAUUCACAACAAGUUCCAACUUCGCUCGAUCGACAAGAAAAACAGUUCAAUGGCAUUGAAGGUCACUGGAAACUGGUGGACUAUCCACAACACAGUGACUGUACUGGCUAUCAUUUUCAUCUUUUUAAACAAGAUGAAUCCGAUCAAAAUACGUACCGUCUAUCAACUCGUGUUAUAAACACUAUGAAUAGCAUCUUUCAUCAUGAUCCGUCCACAAAUCAAUGUCAAAAUUAUAGCGGGAUGUCAACAAUGAUGGGAGAAGACGAGGAAUCGAUGCGAAAGGAAGAUGUGAUCAGUAAACUGAUUAAUGGUAUAACAGAUUUUAAGUUAAAAGGAGAACAAUUGGUUAUAACAUCGAAUGGAAAUCAAGUGAAACUUGAACGAUAUACACUAGAACCUCCACAAACAUGCACGAAAAAUAUUUUUGCAGCAGAAUAUUAA
Molecule: messenger RNA, 1063 nt
Organism: Rotaria sordida
Lineage: Eukaryota; Metazoa; Rotifera; Eurotatoria; Philodinida; Philodinidae
Source: the annotation of a GenBank genome assembly